AUGUCUGCGAACGAAUUUUACAAGGAAGGAGGAGACCAAGGACAGUAUAACAAUGGCCAACAGUACAGCAAUGGUCAACAAUACAAUAAUAACGCACAAGUUCCAAAUCAACAGGAACAACAAUACGAUGCUAAUGGACAACCCGUUGGAGAUAGAGGUUUGAUGAGUACCCUGGUUGGCGGUUCCGCUGGUGCGUAUGCGGGUUCUCAUAUUUCAAAUAAUCAUUCCAAAUUGACUGGGAUCUUGGGUGCCAUUGGUGGUGCUUUUGCUGCAAACAAAAUUGAAGAUAAAUAUGAAGAGCAUAAAUACGGACAACAAAAUCAGUAUGGGAAUUCAAACCAACAAUACAAUAGACCACCUCCUAAUCAAGGAGGGUUUGGUCAACAACAACACCACCAUCACCAGCAUAAUAAUAAUAAUAAUAAUAAUAACCAAGGAUAUGGUAGACAACCACAGGGGGGACCACCGGGCGGAUUUAAUAAUGGAGGAGGGUUCCAAGGUAACCAAGGAUGGGGACCACAAGGAGGUCCAGGUGGGUUCAAUGGUGGAGGUCAGUUCCAACAAGGAGGUCCAGGUGGGUUCAACGGUGGAGACCAAUUUCAACAAGGAAGAUACGGCGGUAAUAAUCAAGGUGGUCGCUGGUGA
Messenger RNA from Naumovozyma castellii, 645 nucleotides. RefSeq lists its product as uncharacterized. The record is from RefSeq and is a predicted model, not a curated record. NCBI's taxonomy places the organism in Eukaryota, Fungi, Ascomycota, Saccharomycetes, Saccharomycetales, Saccharomycetaceae. The transcript has a single exon. Bases 1 to 645 code for a protein of 214 amino acids.